GUAAUAAAUACUCCAUUUUCGAAUUUCGCGGUCGUAUAUAAAGAAUCGAUGGGCGUUUUCGCGUUAUUCCAUUGGAAAGAAGCUAGGAGAAACAAUGAAAACGAUCACUUUUGUAGUCCUCGCCUUGGCAGCAGUCAGCCUAUCCCAGGCUGAUGACGACGGCCGGUACCACCCUGAGCUCUACGAUGGUGCAUACAAGAGCCUGGCAUAUAGGAAUGGCAAAUACGGUUCAAUCUACAACGCGUACAACCAGCCUUUGUAUUAUCAGGCGCUCAACCGGGAACUUCUGACGCCAGCGGUCAGCUAUGGUGACAGUGUUGAACAAGCCACAGCGUUCCCGGCAGCAGUGACGUACCGCACACCAGUGGUUCCUGUUGUAUCGACUUACAAGCCAUUCGUGUACUCCACGCCCAAGCCAUUUGUGUACUCCACACCCAAGCCAUUUGUCGCGAGCACCAGAUCCCCUGCAGCUGUCUACCAGAAGUCUGUGUCAGACGCCGCUGCCACUGUCCUCAGGGAAGACAGGACCUUCGACGAGAACAACUACCACUUCGCUUACGAAACUAACAAUGGAAUUGCUGCUGAAGAGUCUGGAAUUGUUGACGCUUCAGUCAACGGAGUCGGUGGUGGAACCAAGGUUAGGGGAUUCUACGAAUACAUAGGCGAUGAUGGUCUUAAAUACAGAGUCGACUACGUCGCCGACGAGAACGGUUUCAGAGCAAGUGGGGCUCAUCUGCCCAAAGCUCUCUAAACCUAAUUAGUCAAAAUCACAAUCGAUGUAAGAUAUUUCGAAACCACAAAUUAAAAAAUGUAAACGAA
Messenger RNA from Helicoverpa zea (corn earworm), 819 nucleotides. RefSeq names its product larval cuticle protein LCP-30-like (gene CPR40). The record is from RefSeq and is a predicted model, not a curated record. The transcript has 3 exons. Gene Ontology annotation, cellular component: chitin-based extracellular matrix. NCBI's taxonomy places the organism in Eukaryota, Metazoa, Arthropoda, Insecta, Lepidoptera, Noctuidae. Gene Ontology annotation, molecular function: structural constituent of chitin-based larval cuticle. Bases 95 to 751 code for a protein of 218 amino acids.